GUCGUCAAUUGCGCAGCCUCCAAAUACUCUGAUGACAACAUUUUCUUUAACAACAUUUCGAAUCUGUUCCCUUUCCUUUUCCGAUUGUGUGUCAUUCUCCCAUUCAAACCAAAAAUAACUAAAAAUACAUAGGAUCGCGAUAUUAUCAUUAUUAUUACUAUUGUAUUACUUCGUCGCCAUUGUGACUUAAUUCCUCUCCUAUUCUUGUCCAUCGUUUCAGCCGUCUUCGUUGACGAAGUACAUUACGCAUUACACAUUACACCACAUACCACAUCUCCUUAUACCCCUCAACUCAAUAACAUAACACGGUUAGGAUUACCUUGCCAUUGGAGAGUUUGCACCGGUUGCUCUCUUACUAUUGAUCCUCCGUCAACGAACCUCUCGAAACACUGAGCUUCCCCUAUUGGUCGCCACCGAAGAAACAGAGAGGAGAGUGCUUACGCCAGGGGCAGACAGCAAUGUCUUCCACCAACAUUGACGUAGACGAUGGCCAACACGAUCAUAUCCUACGGCCGAGGCCACGAAAACCGCAACACGCCCAAGUCGCUGAGUUGACCAGAGAACACAGCAGUAAUUCCGUUAAUGGCAACGCGCAUCUUGAGCCGCCUUCGGAGGAACCUGUCUCGGGCUUGACUAGCGGUCGUUCGACACCAGUUCCUGAAAAUGCUCCCGCGUCGACCAAAGCUCUGUCUAGUGCACGGAAGCAGGUUCGCGCAGAGCAGCGACGACGUAUCUUUCCGACCAUCGAGUUUGCCUCCCGAGUCUCCCACUUCGAUCCUCGAUCAGACUAUCGCGAUUUCCAUGGCUUCUUCAACCUAUUCUGGAUCGGCCUGGCCAUCAUGGGCAUUACUACCAUGUUGCGCAAUUAUAAGGACACCGGAUACCCCUUGCGCGUUCAGAUAUGGACCCUCUUCACGAUCAAGUUAUGGCAUCUAGCAGUAGCCGACUUGUUAAUGGUCGCGAGCACUGCUAUUAGCUUGCCGCUACAUAGGGUUUUCAGGAGUAGCCAAGGAGCGUUGACGUGGCAGAAGGGUGGUAAGGCUAUUCAGAGCAUAUACCAACUUGUGUGGCUGUCCUUUUGGAUCGCCGUGCCGUUCAUUUUCAACUGGACUUGGACGUCUCAAGUUUUUCUGCUGUUGCACACCAUGGUCCUUCUCAUGAAGAUGCAUUCUUAUGCGUUUUAUAACGGUCACCUAUCGGAAACGGAAAAGCGACUACGUGCCCUCGACGAACCACACGGCGCCUCGAAAGCCCCCGCAUACGUCUACCCUUCCGUUGAGCAUCCGAUGGGCAAACUAGCUCACGGAGAUGUGGAAGUCGACAGCGACAGUGAAGAUGAAGGUCUCAAGCAGUUGCGGGAGGACUUGGCGCGCGAGCUGACAAGUCCCAUCGGCAACGUGACGUAUCCGCGGAACCUAACCUGGUCGAAUUACACCGACUACAUCCUAUGCCCGACGCUCUGCUACGAACUGGAAUAUCCACGUAACGAAUCGAUCCAGUGGACAUCAUUGAUAGCGAAGAUAAUCGCCACUUUCGGCUGUAUAUUCUUGUUAACUAUCAUCUCGGAAGAGUACAUCCUACCUGUUCUUCAGGAAUCUACCGUUGACAUCGAAAAGAGCUCGUCCGCGGUUGAGACAUGCCUCAUUCUCGCUGAAACUAUCUCAUGGCUGCUCUUCCCGUUCAUGCUCACCUUCCUACUCGUGUUCCUCGUCAUCUUCGAGUACGUGCUAGGCGCCUUCGGCGAGAUUACACGUUUCGGAGACCGACACUUCUAUAGUGACUGGUGGAACAGCACCGACUGGAUGGAAUUCAGCCGCGAGUGGAACAUACCCGUAUACUCAUUUCUACGGCGACACGUGUAUGCGACCUCGAGACCAAGUAUCGGGCGCAACAUGGCGACGCUCAUCACCUUCUUGGUCUCUGCCAUCGGCCACGAAAUUGUCAUGGCUUGUAUCACCAAGAAGAUACGCGGCUACGGCUUCGUAUGCCAGAUGUUGCAGCUACCGAUCGUCAUGCUGCAGCGCACCAAGUGGGUACGCACCCAUAAGACGGCGAACAACGUGCUUUUCUGGUGCAGCAUGGUUUUAGGACUGAGCAUGAUAUGUUCACUCUACGUCCUGGUUUAAUUUGAGGUCGCGCCUGAUGGUUACCCAAGGAGCAUAUAGCUGGUUUUGGCAUAGACGGAAAAGGGAGCGGUGUCGAAGGUUAGAAAACGCGGAUGGUAUCCGAACAAGAUCUGAAGAAGACUUGGGCAUCACUGCCCUCAAUUACCGACACCAUACUCAACGUUGGAAUGGAAGUGUAUUAUUAUGUAUUUGUAUUACAUGUCUCGGAUAUACCCCCAUACCCUUUGUCGAUAGGCCUAGCGUGAAUAGUAGACUGGAUGCAUAUUAGGAAAAUUUCACUCACCAAGUUCCUUUUUGAAA
Annulohypoxylon truncatum is the source of this 2426-nucleotide messenger RNA. RefSeq names its product MBOAT-domain-containing protein. Gene Ontology annotation, cellular component: endoplasmic reticulum membrane. The transcript has 3 exons. The record is from RefSeq and is a predicted model, not a curated record. NCBI's taxonomy places the organism in Eukaryota, Fungi, Ascomycota, Sordariomycetes, Xylariales, Hypoxylaceae. Gene Ontology annotation, molecular function: ergosterol O-acyltransferase activity. The coding region runs from base 459 to 2126 and encodes 555 amino acids. Gene Ontology annotation, biological process: ergosterol metabolic process.